AUGGAGGACACAUACAAUAACAGGACUUCCCUGGUCAAAGGUGCUAAGGACAUAGCCAAGGAGGCAAAGCGGCAGGCAGCAAAGAAGGUCAACAAGGUGGCGAACCUUGCUGCCGACGAGUAUUCAUCCCACCACAACUACUCACGAUUCCAGGAUGAGGAGGUGGACGACGAGGAUUUCUACGGGAACCCGCCGAGGCAGGGCGGAGAGGGUGACAACGACGAGGGCUCCAGCGAUGCCACCGAGGGCCACGACGAUGAGGACGAGAUCUACGAGGGCGAGUACCAGGGGGUUCCCUCCACGGGGGACAGGAAGCACAAGGAUGGCCAAGUGGCCUUGGGGCAACCCGUGUCAGACGCAAUGAGGGACCGAAAGGAGCUGGAACAGGAGCGACAGGCCGAUGAGGAGGAGCUGGCUCAGCAGUACGAGCUGAUUAUCCAAGAGUGUGGCCACGGGAGGUUCCAAUGGCAGCUGUUCCUGGUGCUGGGAUUGGCACUCAUGUCUGACGGCGUGGAAGUGUUCGUGGUGGGCUUCGUGCUUCCAAGCGCAGAGACCGACAUGUGUGCACCCAACUCCAGCUCUGGAUGGCUAGGGAGCAUCGUUUACUUGGGGAUGAUGUUUGGCGCAUUCUUUUGGGGAGGAAUGUCUGACAAAGUUGGCCGCAGACAGUGUCUCCUCAUCUGCAUGUCCACCAAUGGCUUCUUCGCCUUUCUCUCGUCUUUUGUCCAGGGAUACGGCUUCUUCCUUGUUUGCCGCAUCGCCGCCGGGUUUGGGAUAGGGGGUGCUGUGCCCAUUGUUUUCUCCUUCUUUGCAGAGGUGUUAUCCAGGGAGAAAAGAGGCGAACACCUCAGCUGGCUGUGUAUGUUUUGGAUGAUUGGCGAGAUCUACGCGUCGGCCAUGGCGUGGGCCAUUAUUCCGCACUAUGCACCCAGUUACCCCUGA
Messenger RNA from Entelurus aequoreus (snake pipefish), 942 nucleotides. RefSeq names its product synaptic vesicle glycoprotein 2C-like. Gene Ontology annotation, molecular function: transmembrane transporter activity. NCBI's taxonomy places the organism in Eukaryota, Metazoa, Chordata, Actinopteri, Syngnathiformes, Syngnathidae. The transcript has 4 exons. Bases 1 to 942 code for a protein of 313 amino acids. The record is from RefSeq and is a predicted model, not a curated record. Gene Ontology annotation, biological process: transmembrane transport.